AAAAUCAGAGAAAUCCAAGGCGGGAAAGCAAGGCAAAAUAUUUUAGAACUCUAAAUAAGCGCCUCAUUUGUAAAGAGGAGAGAAAAAAAUCAGAAACAAAGAGACCACCAAUGGAAGGAAAGUGCUUAAACAACCAGUUGCAGAGGCUAAUAGAGGCCAUCAAAGCUUCAGACGUUGUUGAGAGCCGCGUUAAACUGCUCAACGAAGUGACGGAUUUAGAUUUAUCGGAGAAUUCUGAUGUAGCUUUGCUUGUAGAAUGCCUAACUACAUUUUGGGAAGACUUCACUUGUUUGGAUGUGUCGCAGUGUAUGUUAAACAAGAGUAUUUUGUCUGUGGCUGCAAAAUAUGUAAAUUCAGACCUAUCUGGUUGUUUAGUGCAAUUUCUAAGUCUGGGGAUGAAGGGAAGCAUGUGGUGCAGGAAGCAUUUGAAGAUGACCUGUAUGUCAAAGGAGGAGUCUCAAGAGGAAGAGCAUUGCAGCUUCUUUUACCAGCUGCUUUCAGAUUUUAUGAAUUUUUCUGCUGAUAGUUUUUUGGCUCUUGUGAGAUAUCCUAUUUCAAACUGUGAGACAUCGAUGAUUAUCAUUGAGAAGUUCAUUAUGGAACAAUUUAAUUUAACAAAAGAUGCAAUAUCAGAGAGCAAGAUUAUCAAUUCAGUUGGCUUGGAUAUCUUCAAAGUUGCUCAGGCAAUUAUUGAUGCUGUGAUAAGGCUUUGCAAAGAAUAUUCUCAAGCUGUAAAUGUGGAGUCCUCUAAUGCAAGAUCUGAAAAAAAUCAAUUCGGCAGGCUGUGCAAAGAGCCUAUUGUUGUGAAUCAUGUUGCCAACAUAACAAAAUGUGCAAUUGAAAGAUUGUCUGAAUUGGGCAUCCUGGCUGCAAGUGGUGGUGGCAGUCUGGUAACAAUACUAAAUGCGUCAUGGAAAGGUGUGGUGACCUUGCUUCAGCUUGGCAAGGGAGCAUUAGCAGUAAAGAUGAAUGUAGCAGAUAUUAUAGUGACUUUGAUUUCACUGAUCAAUGAAUCUCUCAGAUGCACAACUGAGGCUUGGUCUUCUAAACUUAAGGAAGCCAUUUCUGUAAGUGAAGCCAGAAGAACAUUUAUUCCAGUGAAAUUUUACCUGAUCAAUGCCGUAAAGAUAGCUUCCCUCUUUCCUAGACAAGCAUAUAUAGUGUAUAAAGAGAUAACACUUUGUGUACUGAUGAUCUCAAGUUUAAGAAUUUCGCUAAGUCAUGAUAAAGGUUUGAAAAUUGCCAGUGAAGUAUUGACAGAACUUCUUGAGAGAUCAUCUUUGGAUUUACUUAAUUCUUUACUGAAUUCACCUCUUGACAGACUGGAGAAGCUUGAAAUUCUUGACUGUUUAUUCACUGAGGAAUGUAAUUUGAACCCUAUCCGUGGAGAGCCAAUAAGUAACUAUAGGGCAGCUUCAACUGAUGAAAUCUUUUCUCUCAGUUGCGAAGCAAUGUCUGGGGCAAGAAUGUUAUUGCCUGGUCGAGUUGGAUUGUUUCUUAGUUUUCUGAUGUAUUCUCCUGAUCUUGGAGAAGACAUGAAGCUCAUCAUGAUCAGAAAGGUCGGUUGGCUUUUAGAUGUGUUAACAGAUGAGGAGGUGUAUUCUUCCAUUCUUGUCUCCCAAAUUCCAGUAUUAUACAGUUCUGGAAAAACUGUUGAACUAGUCUGGCAGACUUUGUUUUCAGCUUUGUUGCAUGCUUUAAAAACCUUCAUGAUUGCAGUUUCUUCUUGUCAUGCUUGGGAGGAUUUUAUGGCUUUCCUGCUUGAAAAUUUCUUCCAUCCUCACGUCCUUUGCAGGGAGAUUGUGAUGGAACUUUGGUGCUUUUUGGUGCGUCAUGCUGAGGUGGACUUGGUGAAUGGUAUUAUCGAUAAACUUUGCACAUUGAUGAAGUCUUUGGUAUCUUCAGAAUCUGUUUUUUUACCUGGCUCUACCCUAAGAAAAAUGGCACAUUCAAUUUGCAUACUUCUUACUUAUAGUAGACAAUCUUUGGUUGACAAGGUUUACAAUUAUGUUGCCAGUGAUGACAGAUCUCAAUCAUCAUCAAUUAUGUAUCUUGCUCUACUUUUAGAAGGUUUUCCAAUAAAUUCUCUGUCAGAUAAUAUUAGAAGUUUCGCCAAGCAAAAAAUCAUCACUGAUCAUUUUAGCUUCAUUGAGAGAUUUGCUGACAAAUCAUUCAGUGCUUCCAGUUCUGGUGUGUUGGGAGUGCCAGUUUUUGCUCUAUCUGCUUCCUUGCAGUUAGCCCAGGUCAGUAUAUCUGAUAUUGAAAUAAAGACCCUGAAAUUUUUAGUUUCUACUAUUCGAAGCUAUAGAAAUGCUGCUGACAAGGUGAUGAAGAAUCAAUAUUGUAAGCUUUUGAGUGAAACACUCAGGAUUAUUUCGAAUAUGAAGCAUCUAUAUUCAGUUGAUGAGAUGGAGGAAGUCAUCUUGGAGCUUCAGGACCUGUUUAUCUCAGGAUCAACAGACUCAGAUAUUCAGUUUUAUCAAUGCAAAGCAGAAUUGGCUCUUUUUAUGGCAGGAUUUGGUCAGGUGGAGAUUUCAGAAAGCGAUGAUUGUGCUAAGAGCUGUGCUGUGUGGAAGUUGUACCACAUGCUGCUCAGAGAGCGGCACUGGGCACUUGUUCACCAGGCACUUGCAGCAUUUGGAUAUUUUUCUGAGCGUACCACUUGCAAUCAGCUGUGGAGAUUUGUGCCCGAGGAUGCAGCUCUUUCAUAUGAUUUAGAGUCUGGAAAUGAGCCAAAUGAAGAGAGAUUUAUGUCUGAGUUCAAGGCAUUUCUUGAGAAGGAACUGACUCUUCUUACUGUUACAUGUAGCUCUGAGCAGCCCAGGCUGUUAGUGAAGGAAGGUUUACUGCUUAGAGAAAUAGUCCGAAAUAUUUCAAAUAUUGAAUUAGAACCAAUGGCAUGUGAAAGAAUGGAAAUUGCUGGUGAAAACUUAUCUAAUAAGAGAAGAAAACUUCCUGGUGAAGUAAGCAAAGGAAUGGAAUUACUGCAGAAUGGUUUAAAAGUUAUCGGUGAUGGCAUUUCCAAUUGGCAGCAAAGCCAGUUUGACUCCACUGAACUUCAGAAGUUUUUGGCUUCCCUUUCUCGUCUUGAAGAUGCUAUUUCUCACUUAGUAGGCUUAACUGACAGUAGCUAAGCUGUGGUCUCAGCUCUCUGCUUGUAAUCGGGUUCUAAAUUUGUCAGAGGCAGACUCUGAGGAGCACCAGCAAACCUAAUUCUGAGCAAGAUGGAUAUGUCGUUUCAGUGGGAUCAAGUGUUGGUGACUUCAGGAAGCCGCAUUUGACGUUUCAGUGGGAACAUAACAAUUUGUUAAAUGUUAGAAGGGAAUCUAAUAUAAAAUGUCUAAAAAUCUGGUCACAGUCACAUUGAAUCCAUUACUAAUGAGAUAAAAAUGAGUGUUCCAGUGAAAAAGUGGUUGCAUUUGCAUUUGCAUGAAAAAAUAGUUAAGUGAGUCUGACUUUGAAUGUUAUGUAAAUGGUCUGACGAAUCGUCCUGUGUCACACCUAACAUGUCUACAUUGGGGAAGAUGUCUGCGCAUGUGCAUAGUCAUUUAACGUGUAUAUUGCAAAGAUAGGAAAUCCAAGUAUGAGUAAUGUAUAAAAGAGUAA
Messenger RNA from Mangifera indica (mango), 3606 nucleotides. RefSeq lists its product as uncharacterized. Lineage: Eukaryota; Viridiplantae; Streptophyta; Magnoliopsida; Sapindales; Anacardiaceae. The transcript has 7 exons. Bases 111 to 3134 code for a protein of 1007 amino acids. The record is from RefSeq and is a predicted model, not a curated record.